AUGGAGAAGAGUGCAGGUGAGUUGGAGUUGCGAAGUGAAACAGAUGACUUUCCACUCACCGAGUCUCAUUUCGCAGAGAAAACCACACGUACCGAUCCAAUCAUUUCGCUUUUGGGCAGUGAUUUGGGUCCGUGGCAGCUGAUUAUCUGCCUUUGGAUUUUUCUAUCGAAAUUCCCCGUCGGUUGGGUGCAAAUCUCUAUGGUAUUCCUGCAAACGCCCCUCAAAAGCACUUGCGUCACGCCUGACAAUAACACCGAUGUCUGCGCAGCUGAGUGCAAGGAGGUCGCCUAUGAUCGCAGCGUAUUCCAGGAGAAUAUCAUUAGCGAAUGGAAUUUAAUUUGUGAGCGUGCUUGGCUAGCCAGUUUGGCGCAGAGUUUCCUAAUGAUUGGCAUUAUGUUGGGCAGCAUUAGUUUUGGACUUCUUGCCGACAGGUGGGGCCGUCGUCCCAUGUUUGUGGGCGCUUGCGUUAUGGAAUUUGUUUUUGGCUGUCUGGUUUCGGCGUCGCCAUGGUUUUGGCUUUUUGUGUUGCUUCGUUUUUUGGAUGGUUUCGCUUUGGGUGCCACCAUGUCUACGGGUUUCACCAUCAUCAUGGAGAUAGUCGGCCAAAGCAAACGUGAGACUAUGGCCAUACUAUUUCUCAUUCCAUUCAAUUUGGGCCAUGCCACACUACCGCUCUUCGCCUAUUACAUACGACAUUGGCGUUGGUAUCAUCUUUCCUUCUCUGCGCUCACAGUAUUCCUUCUGCUUUGCUAUUGGACCGUACCAGAAUCACCACGCUGGCUCUUUACCACUGGCCGUACUGGCCGUGCCGUUCAAAUACUCGAAGCUGGUUGCAAACGCAAUAAAAUGCCAACUGCUAAUAUACGCACCGAGCUUGAGCAAGCCGCACAACUUAUCGCCGCCACACCCACCUCGCAGAAAGGCAACUUCAUCGAUCUCUUUCGUUAUCCUUAUCUGCGUCGAAAGACUUUGGUUAUGACCUUUAAUUGGUUUGUCACAUGUCUCGUCUACUUUGGCAUGUCACAGCUUAUUUCUCAACUCAGCGGCGAUAUCUUCUUAAAUGUCGCCAUUAGUGCAAUUCUUGGUGUGCCCGGUACGCUAAUCUGCAUUCCGAUGACCAGAAUUCUUGGCCGACGCUUCACACUCUUUCUGUCGCAUUUUUGCACCAGUAUCCCUUUGUUGGCAUUAGCUUUCACGCCAUCAUUGGGCACCACAACGAGAAUGGUAGUGGCGUCGAUAGGUCUUUUUGCGGCAUCUGUUUCGUCGCCGAAUAUCUAUCUCUAUGCAGGCGAAUUAUUUCCCACAGUGGUGCGUAACUCAGGCAUGGGCUUGUGUUCGUUUGUAGGUCGGAUUGGUUCGGCUAGUGCGCCAUUCUUAUCGGGCAUGUCUGCGGAAGCUGAAUGGAUACCGUUAACGGUGUUUGGUGGCUUUUCCCUGGUGGCAGCUGCCUCGCUCUUCCUUGUGCCAGAGACUCGUGACCUACCGCUGCCCGAGACCAUUGAAGAUGGCGAAACAUUUGGUAAUAAAAGUAAGAAAGUGCAAAUAUCAUAGAAAUAAGUGCAAUUUGUUGUCUUUUGAGCA
Rhagoletis pomonella (apple maggot) is the source of this 1581-nucleotide messenger RNA. Its product is annotated as organic cation transporter protein-like. The coding region runs from base 1 to 1551 and encodes 516 amino acids. Gene Ontology annotation, biological process: transmembrane transport. The transcript is spliced from 4 exons. Gene Ontology annotation, cellular component: membrane. NCBI's taxonomy places the organism in Eukaryota, Metazoa, Arthropoda, Insecta, Diptera, Tephritidae. The record is from RefSeq and is a predicted model, not a curated record. Gene Ontology annotation, molecular function: transmembrane transporter activity.